Molecule: messenger RNA, 4581 nt
Organism: Lutzomyia longipalpis
Lineage: Eukaryota; Metazoa; Arthropoda; Insecta; Diptera; Psychodidae
Exons: 3
Coding region: 720-2762 (680 amino acids)
Source: RefSeq, a predicted model, not a curated record
UCCUAAGUAAAUCGAACUAAUUCGAUAUUCUUUAUGAUUUAACGAAAUUUGAUGCCCGAAAAUGACGACAUAAAAUCAUGGAAAAGUGUGCUUAAGCUAAAUCAGCUUGACUGAAGAAGUCUUAAGUUCCGUUUAGGAAAAUUUAAAAAUCUUAAAUUUCUUUUAGAAAAUCUUAAGUAUUUUUUUUUAAGAAUCUUAAGAAAUCUUACGAAAACUUAAUAGUUAGGUAUAUUCGCGGUAAAAGACUGCAGGCAGUACUAGAAACUUAAACUGGGCUCUAAUUUUUUUUUUAAUCUAGGUCUAUUUCUAUUUCUAAUCUUGGUAAUUUCUUAAGCUGUAGUUUUAAGUUUUUAAAGCAAGGCCUAAUUUUUUUAAAACCAUAUUUAAGUUUGUUUAAGGUGAGAUUAAGAUUUUUAAGUUGAGCCUAAUUUUUUUAUUCUAGGUCUUAGUUUCUUUAAACCACACUAAAAUUUUUUAAGUUUGGCUUAAGUCAAUGUUUCUAGAAUAGGUUGCCCAAUUUAGGGGAGCGAAGAGAACAAAUUACCCAUAUUCCUUGAAAAUUUCAUUAAUUUUCCCAUCGACUACAACACCCUUAAGAGGUGUCUCAUUUCCAAAACCAACAGACUGAUGAAUAAACAAAUCAAACGGAUUGUGAAGCAUUAUAAGAACCGCCUAUGCUUUAAGAAAAUCAAGAGAUAACUCUUGUGCAUAGCGCAGAAAUGAAGCCUUUUAUUGCUUGUUGUUCAAGUCUCUUCUUCCUACUCUGGACAGCUUCUAGCUGUUGUUCUCAAGAAAAUCUCUCAAGUAUUGUAAUUCCCUCAAAACUGUCCAACUUUGAGAAGUUUUCUGAGGAUAUUCCGGAAAUUAUGAGUGUCGUUAAAUCCAUUGUUAUUGGAAUAGAUGGAGAUUACUAUGACUCCGCUGAUUUACUCGAUGAACUGGUUCAUGUGCAAAGGAAGCAGGAUGUAUUGGUGUACUAUUUCAGUUGGAUCCUCGAUGAGGAGGAGUUGUGCUUCAAACAGUGGCGAGAUGAAGUUGUGAAGGAAAUUUCCGUUACGAAACAUCGUCGUCGGAAGCGCUGGCUCAGAGACAUUCACGGCAACAGGGAAGAAUUCCUUUCAACAUUCAUGACAAGUUGGUUCCGUAAUUCCAAUACAGGAUACAUUUUUGCUGUUUCUCUGGAGAUGCUUGCAAAUGUUGUGGAUUGUUUUGUGGAACCAACUGGAAUUUAUCUGGUUUUAAUUGAUGCUCCAGCAAAUGAGGAAAUUUUGGAAGUAGUACGUGAAAAUCUUCUUGUUGCAUGGAAAAUUGAGAGAUCCUAUCAAGUUUUUGUGAUGCUACAAAAUGAAACAUUUGCAUUGCAUCCAUUUUUGCGAGAUCCACAGCAUAAUAAUUCCUAUGGGACAUUAAUGAACUUCCGGAAGAGACCAGGAGAUGUUCUUCGUAAUCUUCAUGGGUACCCAUUGAGGGUUGAUAUGUUUCAUUCGGCAUUUAAUUAUCUGAGAAGAAACAAGAAGACCGGAGAGAUAUCAUUUGUUGGAGCUGAUGCUGAAGUUAUGAGGGCUCUUAAGGAUUUCUUUAACUUUUCUGAAAAUUUACAACAGCCUGAUGAUGAUGCCUUUGGCUACAAACUCCCCAAUGGAUCCUUUACAGGAACACUUGGACGGCUCAGUGCACACCGUUGUGAUAUAGCCUUAACAGGCUUCUUCGUUAAGGACUACCUAAAUCCAGAUAUGGAAUUCACAGUACCCGUCUACCUCGAUGAACUGUGCUGUGUUGUUCAGAAAUCCAAACAAAUCCCCAAGUACUGGCUCCCACUACUCUGCUUCAAGAAGCACGUCUGGUUCUGCCUCCUACUGAGCAUCUUCCUUUCAACCGUAUGCCGAGAAUUUAUUCGUUGUUGUGAAUUUCGUAUGAUACCAGAUCCUGUUGCCUUCUAUCAUCGCCUCAAUCUUCCUCAAAGUGUUCUCAAGAAUCCCAAAUUCAUCACAAGGAUGUGGCAUCUCUUUGUAGACUCAACAAUCAUCCUCGUUAGUUCACCCCUUCGACGUUGUACACGUGUUACAAGUGAGAGAAUCUUCCUUUCGUCAAUUCUUAUACUCAGUCUCGUUGUCGUUGCAAUCUUCCAAUCAAACCUGAGUACAGUCUUUACGCAUCCUAUCUACUAUCAGGACAUUACAACACUACAGGCUCUGGAUCAGGCAAAGUUAAAGAUCACAGUUAAGUACAAAGCAAUGCUCGAUGAUCUGUUUCCACCUGAAGCUUCUGAAAUCAGUGAACAUCUCCGUCAUCGCAUUAAGAUCAUCAAUCUCACAUCAAUCCCCCUGAUUGAGACAGUAAUGAAGGAUCCGAGCUUAGCAACGGUCACGAGAAAAUCAACAGUCCUACUUGAGAAUGCGAAAUACUUCCAAACAGGCGAAGUUUUCCUCGUACCUGAAUGUCCCAAAAUGUACAAUCUAGCCUAUGUUAUGCCGAAAAAUUCAGUUUUCCAGAGGAAAUUCAACCGCGUUCUCCUUUUCCUAACAAGAGGGGGAUUUCUGGAAAAAUGGAUUGGAGACAUGAAUCACAAUACAACGUGGUUAAAUCGGAAGAAGCUCGGCUAUACGGAAGAAGAGAAAUUUCGUAUUUUUAACCUUGAAGACAUGCAACUACCCUUCUAUGUUCUCCUAAUUGGAUGCACCUUUAGCUUUGCAGUUCUUCUAUGUGAAGUGUACUUUAACAGGAAGCACAGACGAUCUGAGCUUCUGAGGAGUUUCAAUUAAUAAAACUGACUUAAGUCAAGAGAAUUUAGAGCUUAUCUUAACCUGAAAAAUAGCCCACCCUUCAACUAAGACAUCUAACAGCAGAAUUUGUAUAAUUCUAUGUUUAUUACUUGUACUGACUCUUAAAAUCCAACGAGCUGUCUUCAAUUUGUAGGACAACCAUGAGUCCUUCCAGUAAUAGCAAGCAAACUUCUUUAGUUGAAAUUAAUCUGAUAUAUUGAAUGAAAUUCAAUAGUCAGGCAACAAGAUUUCUUAAGUUUUCUAAAGAUUUUUCAUGAUUUUUUUAUUAAUUUUCUCAAGAUUUCUUAUGAAUAUCUUAAAUGUUCCUAAGAAAACCUAACGAUUUUUAAAGUUUUUUUAACACUUGGAGGACCCAACAUAUGGCACAACGCGGAGGAUCAAAUUGGUAAUAAGUACCAGCUGAUAAAAUAUGCUCAAUAAUUAAUUAUUAAUCAGUUUAUUGAACGAGGAUCGAAAGUUUCACUAAUUCUUGAUCUCCUUCAAGCAUUCCUGCAUCUAAUUACUAAAUAUUUAAUUUAGAAAAUCGUCACUGAAAAAAAUUGCGUCGAAUCGAUGCAAAAUUGCCAAUUCAAACGACUUUUUUAGCUGCAGUUUUGCAUAAUUUAUUAUUGCGCCUAAAUCAUCACUAACUUUGAUUCUUAAAGUAACUUUUUAGUCACUUCCGGCAAUAAAAUUAGUCCACAUUAAUGAUUUUCACUCGGGGAAAAGUGAACAAGAGUACUUUAUUUGGGAAAUAUGGGGAAACAUAACCUCAAAACCAUGGCAAAAAUGUAUGGGAUUUUGACUGGUAGUUAUUACCAAUUUGAUCCUCCGCGUUGGAUUCUGACUUUGACCUCAAUUAUCUUCCAAAGAAAAGACUUUUCUCGAGAUUUUCUUUCUGCUAUCUUAAAGUAAUUAAAAUUCCCUACACAUAGAUGCUAAAUUCAUCGAGAUAAGUCCAAUAGAUUUUAUUCUGUGACGAUUUUAAAGUUCCAAUUGGUAGCAAGUACCAGUAAAGUCCUCCGAGUGUUAAGCGAAACUUUAGAUUUAUUAACUCAGGCUAAAUCGGGCUAAUAAUUUUCGCAAAUUUUUCCCAAGGGGUGUUUAUCUGGCGAAUGUUUGGAAUAUUUUAGCAAAUCAUCCGAAUAUUGACGAAUAAUCAGACUGUUGACAAAUAAUCUGAAUCUUGGACAAAGACUUCGAAUCUUCUUGAAUAAAAAUCAGAAUUUUGACGAAUAGUCUGAAACUUCUUGACGAACAAUUUGAAUCUUCUUAACAAAUAAUCCGAAUCUUGGAGAAUAGUACAAAUCUUCUUUUUAAAAAUAGUCCGAAUAUUGAAGAAUAAUCCGAAUCUUGACGAAUAAUUCUAAUUCUAAUUCUAAUCUCGACGAUUAAUUCAAAGAUUUUCCUUUAGAUAAACACCCCUUGAUUUUUACUGAUCACCUUCGGGCAUAAAAAUUCGUAAAAAUCUUCGAAAAAUAUACAUUGAGCCAAACCCAGACUGACUUACAAAAUUUCAAUUUUCUCAUGAAAAAUUUAAGAAAUCCUAACUUUUUCUUUAGAAAAACUUGAGAAAUCUUAAUUUUUCGUUAGAAAACUUAAAAAAAAUUACAAAGAAAAUUUAAAAAAUUGAAGUUUUUCUUUACAAAACUUAAAAAAAUUAUGAAGAAAAAUUAAAAACUCGAAGUUUUUCUUAUGAAAAAACUUGAGACAUUUUAACUUUUCUUAAGGAAACUAAUGAAGUCUUAAAGGAAUUGAUGCAACGACAUAUGAAGGAUGAUCCUCUAUCGCAGAACAAUUUUAACCCAUCUCAUCUUGU